Molecule: messenger RNA, 3161 nt
Organism: Danaus plexippus (monarch butterfly)
Lineage: Eukaryota; Metazoa; Arthropoda; Insecta; Lepidoptera; Nymphalidae
Gene: Coq8
Product: atypical kinase COQ8B, mitochondrial
Exons: 9
Coding region: 160-2067 (635 amino acids)
Biological process (GO): ubiquinone biosynthetic process
Cellular component (GO): extrinsic component of mitochondrial inner membrane
Molecular function (GO): kinase activity
Source: RefSeq, a predicted model, not a curated record
GACAGUAUUUGUGACAGCACAGAAAAACAUUGGACAAGUUUUGGUGCUCUGGGUUAUUUAAAUAUAAAUUUAUAUUUGCGCUGUUUAAGAGUUAUUACGUUAUAUUAAAAAUAUAUUUUUUUACUAAAAGUUUCUGGGUAAAUACGUUAAAUCAAGGCUAUGACACACAUUAAUGACUUCAUAGGUGUGGUGAGAGGUCUCCGGCAGGUACUAGAAGCUGGUAUUAAAAUCCAACAAGAAAAUUCUAGACUAAUAUGGAAUAACUCUAGUUUUCGGCCUUCUCUGCAGUCUUGUCCUACUAAUGCUCUAUCUUAUAAGCCUAGUGCUGAUAUGUCUAGCGAUGUUUUUGAUAGGGCCAUGAUUGUUAUUCAUGGUGUCAAAGAAUAUGUCACUAUGUAUAGAACUAAUCCAAUUAAUAAUGUACAUAGUGCAUCUAGUAUGGAUCCACAACUGCAAGAAGAAAUUGAAUUGCUCAACAAAGAGUUCAAUGAGACUUUUGAGAAUUUAAAACAGACUCAAAAGAAAAUAGUUUCUACUACAAUAACAUCACCCUCUGAACAAGUUUUGAAACCAAUUGAUAAAGUUGAAGAAGUUGCAAGACCUGUAAUAAGACCAGAAGCUUCAAAACAUUCAAAAGUUCCUUCUGUAGAAAAAGUUGUACCAGUCGCAGAGGCAAGCAGUUUGUCUAUUCCAAAGCCUGUAGCUAAAAAGAAGAUGAAGGUUUCUCUUAGUGAAAACUCAAAAGCUCGUGUGGUUCCCUCUUCUCGUAUAGGCAGGAUGAUGUCUUUCGGGUCGCUGGCUGCUGGGCUUGGUGUAGGUACAGUAGCACAGUAUGCAAGAAACACUCUACAGUCCAUGACAGGAAAGACGGAUGAUUCAGCAAAUGUUUUCCUGUCACCCGCCAAUGCAGAACGCAUUGUGGAUACCCUGUGUAAAGUCAGAGGUGCAGCUUUGAAGUUGGGACAACUGUUGAGCAUCCAGGAUGAGUCUGUUAUACCAUCGGAUCUGCAGCGUAUAUUUGACCGGGUUCGUCAGUCAGCUGACUUCAUGCCGGUAUGGCAAGUGGAGAAGGUCAUGAGUUCUCAACUGGGGACCGAUUGGAGGACUAAGAUACAACACUUUGAAGAGCAGCCCUUUGCUGCAGCUUCCAUUGGGCAAGUGCAUCUAGGGGUGCUACAUAAUGGUCAAGAGGUGGCCAUUAAAGUACAGUAUCCUGGUGUUGCCCAAGGAAUCAACAGUGAUAUUGACAACCUCGUUGGAGUGUUGAAAGUGUGGAAUAUGUUCCCAAAAGGAAUGUUCAUAGACAAUGUAGUGGAAGUCGCAAAGAAGGAACUUGCAUGGGAAGUGGAUUACAGAAGGGAGGCAGAAUGCACUAAGAAAUUUAAACAACUGCUUUCUUCAUACAAUGAGUACUUUGUACCUGCGGUUAUAGACGAACUCUGUGCCCAGGAGGUAAUAACAACAGAGUUAAUAGAUGGUACACCCCUCGACAAACUCUUUGAUGCUGACUAUCACGUUAGAUAUGACAUCGCUUACAAGAUCAUGCAGCUCUGUCUGCGUGAAAUGUUUGUGUUGAGAUGUAUGCAGACAGAUCCGAAUUGGGCUAAUUUCUUUUACAACACAAACACCAAGCAGGUAAUUCUUUUGGACUUUGGUGCAACUAGAGAAUAUUCGAAAGACUUCAUGGACCAAUACAUUCAAAUAAUUAAAGCUGCUUCUAUGGGUGAUCGCGCCGCCAUAUUGAAGAAGUCUUUGGAAAUGAAAUUCCUUACAGGAUAUGAGUCCAAGAUAAUGGAAGAAACGCACGUGGAUAUGGUAAUGAUAAUGGGCGAGGUUUUCACUAUGGAAGGCGAAGAAUUUGAUUUUGGCACGCAAAAAACUACACGACGUAUACAGAGUUUAGUGCCCACAGUGCUAACUCACAGACUGUGCCCACCGCCGGAGGAAAUAUAUUCGCUGCAUAGAAAACUGUCCGGAGUAUUCUUACUCUGUUCAAAACUCAAAGUCAAAAUGAACUGUAGGGACAUGUUUAAUGAAAUCUAUGAUCAAUAUCAGUUCUCGACGUAAAUACACGCAUCCAUAUGAAAUAUUAGGGGAAGAGGUACAAGGGUCCUUCACGUUACGAGUCUUAUAUAACAGGAGCUUCUAAUAAUUUUCAGUACUUAUUUACAUAUUAAUUAUUAUUCUCACUUGUAUAGACUUGGACAAUGUUCAAGUCUUGUUUAUCAAGCUUUAAGUUUAAGGUUGAAUCUGUAGCUGAAAUGCUUUCUUAAUUCCGUAUCGAUAUUUCCGAUUGAAUAAAACCGUAUUAAGUUUGUCACUUUUUAAGAGUUAUGAAGGUACGGCUCUAUUUUUUUUAUUUCGCUUUUGGUUGUAAUAUUUAUAAUAUACUUGGCAUAUGUGAAUGCCAUAAAAUCUUUGGUUGUAGACAAUAGUCCAUUGGUGAUAUCGCUAGUUGUUCGUCUUAGUCUCUUGAGGUAUUCUUUUCAAGGUCCACUAACAAGGUCUAGGAUUAAAUGAGAUAACUAAAAUUUUUAUGCAAGGGUCGUGUAAUGCACAGCAUGUGUCCGCGUUGCCAAUUUAUAUUAGAAUAACUUUUAAUCUGUUAAAUUAACUAAAAUUAAAGUACAAAACAAACGCCAUGUUUCCGCUGUUAGUGUAAAAACGCGUGAUAUCCGAAGCCAAUUAACGUGCUCUAGUAAGAAGAUGGCGAGGCAUCAUUAAAAACAGAUGGCAAGCCAGAAAAGUUGUGCUUGGUAUUUCGCGCGACAUAGUAAUGAAUGAAUCCCGUCUCGCGCCCUGCUUCCCUUACAAUUGUUUUGUAAGAUUAAUACAAUAUGGUGUAUGUAAAAAAAUGUUAUAUGAGAGUAAGGAAGGUCCUUAAAUAUUUUGAUACUCGACAGUUUUACAUUUUUUUUUUAAAUUAAAAAUUAAUAAAAAAUAUUAUAUUGUUAUUGUUUGGAAUGAUAUAAUAGUUACUAACUUUGUUUUAAAAUCUCACGCACGAUAUGUGUGUGUAUAUUGUAAGUGAGAACAUUUUAAUUAAUAAAUUAAUUGCGCUGUGAAUGCAAGCACAAAAAUUAUAUAUUUAUUUGUUUAAAUAACGACACUGUAUUAAUUAAGACUAAGCUACCUCUGGAAUAAAAUAUAAAAAGGAGUUA